Durusdinium trenchii is the source of this 1395-nucleotide messenger RNA. The record is from the annotation of a GenBank genome assembly. Lineage: Eukaryota; Dinophyceae; Suessiales; Symbiodiniaceae.
AUGGCUUUGCAAGCCACAUCUCGCUUGGCAAAGCUGAGCCCCCUUCGGCCAUGCCUGAGCUGCCGAGCAGCUCGAGCCCGUGCGUCCUCGACCUCAAUGGCAGAGUCUCCACUGAAGCAAGCGGUCUUGACUGCUGGCAGUUUGGCAGCUGGACUGUCAGCACGACGGCGGAAAGUGGGCGAGGUCACUUUGGAUCCACAGACGGCAGACUGUGCACAGGAGAUACGAAAUAUGUUGAGACAAGACGAUGUGAGCCCCGAAGUGGCUCAAGAUGUGGUCCGGGCUUUGUCAGCUUUUGGGAAGAUGAGGAUUCUUCAUACCCAGGUCUUGAAUGUUUUACGAGACCUGCCAGAAAGCACAUGGAAAGAGAGCUUUUCUUUGUCGAUGAUGGUGGAGGCAAUCUCGUCCUAUGCCGAAUUUCAGCUUGAAGAUCCAGAGUUCAACCAAGUUCUGGCAGGUCUCAUUGUGAGUCGAGGUCUUUCAGACGAUGUGGAGAAGAUUCUCGAGGUUAGCAGCGGUGCAGUGCUUGCUCCUGGCGACCAGGCACAGCAGCUUCGGCGCCUGGCUGAAAGCUGUGAGAGCCCCGGUCUUCAGGCAGCGGUGCUGAAUGCCGCGGCGCUGCGAUAUACGAAGGUGAAAGAUUUUGCGAAGUGCAACGAGAUUUUUGAAUAUAUGGCUGAGAAGGAGCUUCACAGAGGGAAGGAUCUUUGGACGCCGGUGAGCUAUGCAUUAGCAAAACGAGUAGGCAGUCAUGUGCAGGGAUCACCACCUUUACCGGGCAUGAGGACUCCAGGGCCAAAAGCUCACAAGUAUGUCCGUUCGCGGAACUGGCUGAAGUUUGGUGCUGCAGAUGAGAAAGGGAAAGAAGAUUGCCUGGCAGUGGAAUUUGGCACCUUCCUUGGCUAUUCUGCUGUCAAAAUGCAGCAACAGCUUGGAGAUGGGUCCAGAGUGAUCAGCUUCGAAAUGGAUCCUGAGGUGGCGUGUUUGGCCUUGAACUUCAUUGAGUUCGUUGGUCUCAGUGAUGUGAUUGAGGCCCCAAGUGUUCUGCAUGUGAAUUGGCAAUUGUGCAGCAUCAGGAAAGAGGAGCUGGAGCCUGGAUCCGUUGAUGUCGUCUACAUGGAUCACAAUCAGAUGACAUAUCACAGGGACUUGGCACAACUGCAACAAAGCAGGACAGCUCCUCCGCGAGAUUUGGUGCUAUUGGCAGCGGAGUGCAACUUGAUGCGCUGGCGAACUGCCAAGGGCAUGGUCGAUGAGAAGCUCUGGGAUGAAUUUGUGCAAUAUGUACGCAGAGGAAUGGAGAGGGCCGGAAUCAGCAACACCAGGGAAAACUGGCCAGAUCAGAAGUGGUUUGAUGCUGCUCGGAAGCUGGAAUAUCAACGUCUCGACUAUUGA